UUCUCUCACUCUCUACAUCAAUUCAUUCCCAAUAACUCUAAUGUUGAUGAUGCCGUUUUCUCAUUCCAUCGCAUGCUAAAUAUGCGCCCUACUCCAUCCAUAGUUGAAUUUAACACGAUUUUAGGUUUUCUCGUUAGGACUAAGAAUCAUUACGCCACUACUAUUUCCCUUUAUCACCGAUUAGAAUUCAACCAAAUUCAACCAUGUAUUGUUACUUUAAACACCAUCAUCAAUUGUUAUUGCCACACAGGUCAAAUGAGGUUUGCUUUUUCUGUAUUUGCUAAGAUUCUCAAAAUUGGUUAUCAGCCUCAUACCAUAACUUUGAAUACUCUUAUCAAGGGUUUGUGUCUUAACGGUAAGGUUCAUGAAGCUCGGCACUUUCAUGACCAUGUCGUUGCACAUGGAUUUCGACUCGACCGGAUUAGUUAUGGUACUUUAAUCAACGGGUUGUGUAAAAUCGGGGAAACAAGAGCCGCCGUGAAAAUGUUGAGACAAAUUGAUGGGAAGUUGGUCAAGGUGGACGUGGUAAUGCACAACAUAAUAAAUGAUAGUUUGUGUAAAGAUAAGUUUGUAAUGGAUGCCUAUGAGUUAUAUUGUGAAAUGAUUGCAAAGAAAAUUAAUUUCAAAAUAUCUCCCGAUGUUGUCACUUUCAAUGCUCUUAUAUAUGGAUUUUGCGUUGUUGGUCAAUUGAGAGAAGCAUUUGGCUUGUUCCAUGAAAUGAUAUCAAAAUUCAUCAAACCAGAUGAUUAUACUUUUAAUAUAUUGGUGGAUGCUCUUUGUAAGGAAGGAAAAGUGAAAGAAGCUAAGAAACUGUUAGCCGUGAUGAUGAAAGAAGGUGUGACACCUGAUGUUGUUACAUAUAAUUCAUUAAUGGAUGGUCAUUUCCUACUUAAUGAAGUGAACAAGGCCAUGAAUAUAUUCUAUACUUUGGCUCAAAGGGGAGUGGCUCUAGAUGUUCAUUCUUAUAGUAUAAUGAUCAAUGGACUAUCUAAGAGUAAAAUGGUGGAUGAGGCCGUCAAUCUCUUCAAAGAAAUGAGUUGCAACAAUAUUAUUCAUAAUUUGAUGACUUACAAUGCCCUUAUUGAUGGUUUGUGCAAAUCAGGGAGAAUCUCCUAUGCUUGGGAGCUUGUUCUUAAGAUGCACGAUAAUGGUCAACCAGCCGAUAUAGUCACUUACAAUUCUAUAAUAUACGCUUUAUGCAAAAACCAUCAUGUUGACAAAGCUAUUGCCCUAGUCAAGAAAAUUAAAGACCAAGGCAUUCAACCAAGUAUGUUCACAUACAAUAUACUUCUAGAUGGAUUAUGCAAAGAAGGACAACUUAAGAAUGCACAAGAUGUUUUUAGGGAUCUUUUGAUUAAGGGUUAUAGUCUAGAUAUCCGAGCGUAUAAUAUUAUGAUCAAUGGACUUUCUAGAGAGGGCUUGUUUGAUGAAGCAGAUGCCUUGUUGUCCAAAAUGGAUGACAAUGGUAUCAUUCCUGAUGCUAUAACUUAUGAAACUAUAAUUCGUGCGCUCUUUUAUAAAGAUGAGAAUGCAAAGGCAGAGAAACUUCUUUGCGAAAUGAUUACUAGAGGUCUACUUGAAGAGUAA
Lathyrus oleraceus (garden pea) is the source of this 1587-nucleotide messenger RNA. Its product is annotated as pentatricopeptide repeat-containing protein At1g12775, mitochondrial-like. Gene Ontology annotation, molecular function: protein binding; mRNA binding. Bases 73 to 1587 code for a protein of 504 amino acids. Lineage: Eukaryota; Viridiplantae; Streptophyta; Magnoliopsida; Fabales; Fabaceae. The transcript has 2 exons. The record is from RefSeq and is a predicted model, not a curated record.